Aegilops tauschii subsp. strangulata is the source of this 692-nucleotide messenger RNA. RefSeq lists its product as uncharacterized. NCBI's taxonomy places the organism in Eukaryota, Viridiplantae, Streptophyta, Magnoliopsida, Poales, Poaceae. The record is from RefSeq and is a predicted model, not a curated record.
GGGGCUUGGGCCGUAACAACCCGCUACCUCUUCUUCGACCUCGCCUCGGUCCGUCAGCUCGUGCCACGAUCCUCCUCCUCCUCCGCCGCCGCCUCCUCGCUCCGGCGACCGCUCCUCUGACUCCUGACAGCAGCUUGUGGUCAGCAGUGCCGUAUGAGGUUCGCGGGGUGGUACCUGAAGAUCGCCGUCGGCGGCGCGGCCAUAGGCGCCGCCAUGGAGCUUUUCAUGAUCCACACCGGCUUCUAUGAGAAGGUAACGGUACUGGAGUCUGAAAAACGAGCUUGGGAGAGCAGUCCAGAAGCACAAGCCAUGAGAGAAGCCUUGAAUCCAUGGCACAAGCGCGAUGAACAAGAGAAAAAAUAGGCAACGAUAGGCUCAUCGGUUGUCCUUUCAAGUAAUUGCAUUCCCAUCCUUCCAUUGUAUUCUAACCCCUUGAACAAGGUAGUAGGGACGUGGCAUUUUUGUAGUUGCAACCUGUCUCUCUGGGGUUGCUGGAUGAUAGCUUCCAGCAAUGUUCUAAAAGAGUUAUGCCCAUAUCAUAUCCAUAUGCCUUCUUCCUAACAAGGAUUCUUUUACUGUUUCCACGCAUAUGCGUCCAUGUUGAAUAAACUCAGUAUCUGCUAUGUUUAGCAAUACAACAAAGAAUUUUAGACUUGCAGAGGUCAAACCAAUCUAUGUCUUCCAUUCAUUGA